UAAUAAUUCUUUCUUUAAUUGUCCACCAUUUCUCUCAGUCUGUCUGAGUCUCUAUUUCUUGAAAAACCAUGAAAAUGAAAACUGUUGAAUGGCCCAGCUGGACCAAAUUACAAAAACAAAUGAAAAUGUCCUCAAAUGGUGUCCUCCAACCAAACCCACCUCACUUGAUCACCCAUAAAAAAAGAGAAAAGAAAAAUGGCCAGUCUUUCACUCAACCAACAACACCAAUAACUUUGAAACUGUUUAUGAAUGGGUGGGGAGUUCCCACAAAUACCCUUCUGCUGCAAACAAAAAUAAUAAUCCCAUCUUCAUCACUGUCUCUCUAAUUCUAAAAGAAAAAAGAAUUCUUUUUUAUAACCCAAAAUUAUGUGGGCUUCUUUGGGUUUGUCUCGGUCAGAGUUUAUUUCACAGGCUAACCGAGAACCUUCCCAUCUCUCUCUUUCUUCCCUGUUUUCUCUUAUCUCUUUCCUUUUCAUUUUUUCUUUCUUUCACAUCUCUCUCUCUAUUUUCUUUCUUUCUUUUCUCUUUUGUUUCUCUGGUUCUAUUGUUUUUAUUUCUGUUUGAUUGGAUCUGAUGAUGAAGAAGAUGAAAAGGGUUCCCAAUAAUAAUAUGGCUAUGGCCGAGUCUUCUUCUCUUUCUCCAUAUGCUUCUGUUUAUGAGGAUCCCAGGACCAGGCUUAAGUUUCAAAGUCUUUUGCAGGACUUUCACGAGUUGAAUAAGGAAACAGAUUCCCAAAGAAAGCAAUUGCAGAUGAUGAAAGAAAAGAAAUCAACUUUGUCGGCUGAAAUCAGAUUUCUGAGACGACGAUACACGUACUUGAUGCAGAAGAAAUCUCAAAACCCUGAUCCUGAGCCAAAACAUGUUCUGAAACAGAAUUUGGUUAAUGGAAGUAAAAUUGUUAGGAAAGAAAAACGAUCCACUGGCAAUGAUGCUUCUGUGCAACGCUCGGUUUCGGGUUUUGAUUUAAACAGAAAGGGAAAGGUAUAUAGCGAACGAGAACCUACUUUGAGAAGCCCGGCUUUGAACUUUGAUAGAAACCAGAAGCAGAAGUCUUAUAUUCGGAAGGAGGCUACAAUGCGUAAUUCAGCAGCAAUUCCAGACUUGAAUCAAAAAGAAAGGAUUUACAGCGGAAAAGAAGCUGCAGCAGUUAGAAACAACACUCCGAUUUUUGACUUAAACCAAAUUUCGAGAGAGGAAGAAGAACUACAGGCAAACGGUGAGAUGAUGAGAUCAGAAGAACCUAAGAUUUGCUUAAUAAGAGGCGCAAGCGACGAGCAACUCAAUGAUUUGAAGUUAUCAGCCUGUAGAAAUAUCGGAAAUGGAUCGAGUCGGACGGGGAAGAGGAAGAUUUCAUGGCAGGAUCAGGUGGCUUUAAGGGUUUAAUAUUUCUCUAAUUUCAGGUCUAUAUUGUAGCGAGAUUGGAAUAGUUACUGUUGGCUUGUCAUAGAUUACUCUUUAAUUUCAUUAUUUUUCUCUUCUUUGUAAAGGAAGAAUAGUUCAUAUAUUAUAAUCAUAGAUAAAAUUUAUAUA
Mercurialis annua (annual mercury) is the source of this 1530-nucleotide messenger RNA. RefSeq lists its product as uncharacterized. The coding region runs from base 574 to 1383 and encodes 269 amino acids. The record is from RefSeq and is a predicted model, not a curated record. Lineage: Eukaryota; Viridiplantae; Streptophyta; Magnoliopsida; Malpighiales; Euphorbiaceae. The transcript is spliced from 4 exons.